Molecule: messenger RNA, 561 nt
Organism: Saxophila tyrrhenica
Lineage: Eukaryota; Fungi; Ascomycota; Dothideomycetes; Mycosphaerellales; Extremaceae
Exons: 4
Coding region: 1-561 (186 amino acids)
Biological process (GO): protein retention in ER lumen; retrograde vesicle-mediated transport, Golgi to endoplasmic reticulum
Cellular component (GO): Golgi membrane
Source: RefSeq, a predicted model, not a curated record
AUGGAUGCGCCAGAGCCAGACACUCCCUUUGCGGCCGUGUCGGCGCAGACGACCAAGAUCUCGAGGAUAUACCAAUCCUACCUUGACAAGGCGACACCCUACGUAACAUACCGAUGGAUAGGCACGGGGGUGCUGUUCGUCAUGUUCGCUCUGCGCAUCAUCUUCGCGCAAGGCUGGUACAUCGUCGCCUACUCCCUCGGCAUCUACCUCCUCAAUCUCUUCCUUGCCUUCAUCAGCCCCAAAUUCGACCCCUCCCUCGAAUCCGACACCGACAUGGAAGACGGCCAGCCCUCCUCACUCCCCACCAAAAACGACCAAGAAUUCAAGCCCUUCGUACGACGUCUGCCCGAGUUCAAGUUUUGGCACGCAGCGACACGCGCGAUCGCGCUGGGGUUCGUGUGCUGUUGGAGCGAGGUGUUCAAUCUGCCGGUGUUCUGGCCGGUGCUGGUGGUGUAUUGGUUGAUUCUAGUGUUCUUGACCAUGAGGAGGCAGAUACAGAGUAUGAUCAAGUAUAGAUAUGUGCCAUGGGAUUUCGGGAAGACGAAGUACUCUGCCAAAUGA